CAGUAGAGAAGGUUCUCUUUUACCCACUACAUUUUUCUCCUUUCAACAUUCGGAAAAGGCUGCUGUCAUCCAGUGACUGGUGGAAACCCAUUUAGGAACGUGGAAUUCACAAAGGCAGAGCGGGCGGGGUCAGGCCGGACCUCCCGCCGCGCCCGUGCCUUCUGCAAACCCCGGCGGGGCUGAGACUGCGCCUCCCGGCGCGACGGGUGCGGGAACCGGUGCGGGGCAGUGGUGGCCCGCCGCCCCUCCGUGGGCCGGGCGGAGCGGGCCGCCCUCACCGGCAUUUGUAGCCGUCGCGGCCAUUUUGGCUGAGGGCUCGAGGACAAAGCCACCUGGAGACCCCGGGGGAGGCGUCAUCUGGGCACGGUUGCGUAGGAGCAACGUUCGCGCGGCGCGUUGCCGCCAUUUCUUUCCGAGGGUCUGUGUCCCUUCGGCUGGCAGCUCUUGGUCGUUGGCCAGCGGGGUGGGCCCUCGAGGGGCCGGCUGUCGCGCUCCCGGCCUUCCGGCCCGCACCCCGGCCCGGAGGCUGCUUCUGGCGCGGGAGGCUCCCCGGACCCCGGCCCGGCACUUUCCAUGGCGCCGCCUCCGGCCCCGCUCCCCGUGGGGGAACCGGACGCGGCCGGGCGCGAGCGGAGGAGGCCGGGAGCCGUGUGCUUCGCGGACGUGGCCGUGUACUUCUCCCCGGAGGAGUGGGGGUGUCUGCGGCCCGCGCAGCGGGCCCUGUACCGGGACGUGAUGCGGGAGACCUACGGCCACCUGGGCGCGCUCGGGUUCCGAGGCACCAAGCCAGCCCUCAUCUCCUGGGUGGAGGAAGAGGCCGACCUGUGGGGCCCGGAUGCCCGGGAUCCGGAGGUGGGAGAGUGUCUGACGGCAGCAGACACAGAUUCCAGAAACAAGGAAGAGAAAGGACAAAGAGAAGGGACUGAGGCACUAGAGAAGAUCCUCUCUGCGGAAGCUCGGCCUGCUGGGCUGACGACUCUGAAACACCCUUCUGCUGGGCUCCCUUAUGGCUUGGAGCAGCCAUCCAAGGCACCUCGCCGGGGUCGCCCCCCACUCUGUGCCCAUCCCCCUGUCCCGAGGGCAGAUCAGCGUCAUGGCUGCUACAUGUGUGGGAAGAGUUUCGCCUGGCGCUCUACCCUGGUGGAGCACCUGUACACCCACACGGGUGAGAAGCCCUUCUGCUGCCCUGACUGCGGCAAGGGCUUUAGCCAGGCCUCCUCUCUGAGCAAGCACCGGGCCAUCCACCGUGGGGAGCGGCCCCACCGCUGCCUGGACUGUGGCCGGGCUUUCACCCAGCGCUCUGCCCUCACCACUCACCUUCGGGUCCACACAGGCGAGAAGCCCUACCGCUGUGCCGACUGCGGCCGCUGCUUUAGCCAGAGCUCUGCCCUCUACCAGCACCAGCGGGUCCACAGUGGCGAGACUCCCUUCCCCUGCGCGGACUGUGGCCGUGCCUUUGCCCACGCGUCAGACCUUCGGCGCCACGUGCGCACCCAUACGGGCGAGAAGCCCUACCCGUGCCCAGACUGUGGGCGCUGCUUCCGACAGAGCUCCGAAAUGGCAGCCCAUCGGCGUACCCACAGUGGUGAACGCCCCUACCCCUGUCCUCAGUGUGGCAGGUGCUUUGGCCAGAAGUCCGCCAUGGCCAAGCACCAGUGGGUCCACAGGCCUGGUGCUGGAGGGCACAGGGGCCGGAGUGCCGGCGGGUUGCCUGUGCCCUUGGCCCCUGGCCAAGGGGAGCUGGACCCACCUGUGGGCUUCCAGCACUACCCGGAAAUAUUCCAGGAGUGUGGGUGAUGGUGAUGGUCUGUAAGAAGGCAAGGCAAAGGGUGAAGGUCUAGGCAUUGCCUGAGGCCCAGGCUUAGCUCAGGGGCUUGAACCUCUGUGGCAGCUCCAGGGAGGUCACAGAAUUCUGGACAAGAGGUGGACCUGGGGGACGAGGACCAUCUUAUCUUAGGCCUUCACAAGCUUGAUCUGUUGACACCUUGCUCCCAGAUUCUAGAAGCCCCCUUUGCUGAGUUAGGGCUGAGGUAAGCACUUCUACAAGACAUCCACUGUGGGGGAAGAAAAGGCCCGUUUCUCAGCCUAGAUGUGUCAAGAGGAUUGAGGUAGAAGAGAACUUUAUUCUACCCGUUGUCUUUUUACUGCAGGGCUUAAAAACUGAUGGCCGUGUACUGAAUCUGGCUCGCAGCAACAUUUAAAACGUUACUUUUGGCCCAACCAACAUUUUCAAGUGUCCCAAAUUCUUGGUUAAGAUUUAAAAGGAUGUUGCACGCAAAAAUUCAGGUUUCUGGACUCUUAUGAAAAAUCCAAAGAUUUGGCAACUUGACCUGCGCUCCCACGAAACCUCAAUUGGCAGGAGCCUAGGAGCAGCUGUCCAGCAUGCCCACCACUCCAUGUCACCUCCUGACUAGCAUCAGCUGGCACUUGUCAUUACUUGUCCAUGCCCCUGGGUAAAGCAGGCCCUCUUUAUCUGGCAUUUCCCCCUCAUUUUACAUGACCUCUUGGUUUCCUCUAGUCAUUUGAGUUUGCAAACCGGUGCACAGCAUUCAUGUUCUCCUGAAUCAGGGAUUCAGGUAGCAUGUAUGUGAAAGGGUGGCAGGAGAGAAGUAAAAGCAGGCUUUAUUUCAGAUGUUUGCUGUAUCACAUUCUCUGAUUUACAAAGUACUGUCUUGUCCAUCAACUCAUUUUGUCCUCAUAACCACCCGAGGAAGGAACCAUCUUGCUAGGGAAGGACAGUCCAGUCAGGAAGAGGCUGUCAGGAUUGUAUAUUUUGCCCCAGACCGAGUGGUAUCUCUGUCAGGCCACAGUAUGACUCUCAGCUGACCGGCAGUUCCUGUGUUUGAAGAGGAAGGCUCUGAAUGUGCCCUCCAGUCUUUCUCGGGCCACCCUGGAAGAGCCCUUUUGCUCAGGCUUUAAGCCACCCUCGAGCCAGCGAGGAGGGCCUCGUCAUCUUUUUGAACUGGAAGGGAUCUUGGCUUUUCCAUCCUUUUUUCAUCUGGGGACUCUGAGACUGGGGGAGGCCAAACAACCUGUCCAAGGUCACAUACAGAGUGAUAUUCCAGGGUUCUUGGUCUACAGCUGUCUUGACCACAGCACUCCUGAGUUCCUUGCCAGUGUCUCAGCCAAGGUUCUGGAGGCAUCUGCUCACUCCCUAUAAUGGCUCCCAAGCAAUGACCUGGACUAGGGACAGGAACCCAGUAUCGGUGAAGCCCAGGCACAAGAUGACUGACAAAAUACACGUAGCAGAGCAAGGCAAGAGAGAAACCAGCCCAAGAUGAGAGUUCUAGGGCAAACAGAAGCAAAGCUUGCCUCUUCUCUUUUUUAAGUACUGCCCAUCAUGAACAAAGGGGUCAGGCCAGGAACAUGUGGGAUUAGCAGCCAAGAGAACCGUGCUCAUCUUUAUUCCCAAGUGUAUCACCUGUGACUCCAUUAUCCAUCUACUACCAGUUCCUCUGUGGUCAAGUCCAGCCUUGCCCAGGUGAUGAAGCAGCCAGCCAGGAGCGGACCCGUUCCUGCCUCUGGCCAGGAUGACCCUUCACCUUCACCUCAAGGAGUAAUACCAGGGUCUUGUGUCUUCUGCUAGCCUGUAUGCACUUGCUUUCUUCACCCAACUCAGCCCCAGUCGUGUCUGGCCUACGUUAGGAAGAAACCAGAUUUGUUGUAAAGGAAGAGGUAGAAAAUUUGGUGAAAAGACACUGUUCAGGUGAAGUCAUCAACCGACUUGAUUCCAACUAAAUCUUCAAAUCGGACCCCACCAAGACCUGACUUACCCUAAAUUUUACUGGGAGGAUUGGCUCAUGCGCCACCUUGUCACAAGGGGGACGUGAAGUGAAAAGAGCACCUUGGCAACAGGAGCUACAUUUGUAUCAGCUUUUAAUUCCCUAGAGAAGCCAGUGUACAACCCUUCCCUUGCCUAAACCCUCAGCACUGCCUGGGGAAAGCCCAGCCUGCAACACCAGUUGUCAGCUCAGCUUCAAAGCCAGAUCUGGACCCUGCCGCAGCUUACCAAUUAAAGGUACCAUAAUUGCUA
Leopardus geoffroyi (Geoffroy's cat) is the source of this 4033-nucleotide messenger RNA. Its product is annotated as zinc finger protein 764-like. Gene Ontology annotation, biological process: negative regulation of transcription by RNA polymerase II. The transcript is spliced from 3 exons. Gene Ontology annotation, molecular function: DNA-binding transcription repressor activity, RNA polymerase II-specific. NCBI's taxonomy places the organism in Eukaryota, Metazoa, Chordata, Mammalia, Carnivora, Felidae. The record is from RefSeq and is a predicted model, not a curated record. The coding region runs from base 574 to 1797 and encodes 407 amino acids.